GUAUCGUCACACUCCCGUUUCGUAGUAAAACAGCAUCAUCCAUUGAUUCCCUUCCCUUACUGCUCCCUCCCUCUUCCAUUAAAAAAGAAGAUAGAAAGCAGCUACCAAAAUGGCUACUUUGCUAGCGGCUACAGGUCGUAGAGCAACUACUCUAUCUCGAUCCCCGGCUCUGUCUCAAGCCGCUUCUCUCAUUCCUCGCCGUGGUCUUGCCGGCGCUGCGGAUCACCAUGGACCCCCGAAGGUUAAUUGUUGGCAAGACCCAAUGAACCCAUCUAAAUGGAAAGAAGAGCACUUUGUUAUUGUCUCUUUAUCCGGUUGGGGCCUGCUUUUCUUUAGCGGAUACAAGUUCUUCACUAAAGGCAAAGGCAAGAAGGAAGAGGAGCUUGAAGUAAUGUGGAUACAGUGCUUCGAUUUGAGAACCAACCCAUCAUUCAAAAAAGAGAGGAGAAAUCCAGACAGGACUACUGCAGGUCUUCUUCGCUCAUCAUCUCGGGCAGCAGAGAUUAAAGCAAAAGAAUCCUUCGAUUAAGUCGAACAACACGGAAAUAUGAGCAACACAACUAUUAAAAGUUAAGACUGCUAAACCUUACUAACCACAAAUUUUGAUUGUCAUUGUAUCCAACUUUUAUCUGAUUUCUCAACCUUCUUCGUUCAGCAGUAUGUGUAUAUAUUUAAACAACAUAUCAAUAAAAUGAAUAGGCAAGUAAGUCAGCCAGGAAGGGUAUGGGAAGAAGAUGCAAUUUGAGUACAUGGUAUCUUAUCUCACAAGAUCUAAGUCCAACACAAGCAAAUACCAUCUUCUGCUACGGCCUCCUUAUCAUUAUCAGAGUGCUGCCGCCACGGUUCUUCUUGCCGCCUCACGCUUCAUCUCGUCAGCUUUACCGCUACCUCUGAAAUACAUGUAAACUUGCUGCAAAUUUGAAAGAGAAAAAGAAAACUGAAGGCUUUAGAAGAAACGAAAAUGGGGAAAGUUUUGCUGAAAAAGUAAUCAAAGACGAGGAAUUUAUGACCUGAAUAACCCAGACACUGAGCAAUGAUUCAAUGCAGAAAAAUCCAAAACCAAUGAAGUAGAAUAUCUGCAAGUCAAAAUGAAGCAUACCAUGUCAAGUCUUCUCAGAGAUUGUACUGAAGUAAAACCAGAAACAACAAUUGCAGGCAAAGCAUCCUAAUGGCCUAAAACUUACCCCCACCAAAGCAUUGUGGCCAAUGAGAUCAAUCGCAGGCAAAAUACCUCUGCACCGUUAACACAUCAGCUAUAGAUUACCAUAGAGGUACAAGUAUACAAGAUUAAAGUACCAAAAAAAAAACUGCUCAUAUAUGAAAAGGAUAAAAACAUAUUUUCCAAUGUGGUUGAGAAUUCAGGGAUAGAUUUGCUUCCCCUUCAGAUUGUAUAAAACUGUAGAACACAAACCAUGUAUGAAUAUUCAGGUAGAAAUAUUCAAAAACCCACCAAGGAAAUCUUAGGUUUUAAAAAGGCAAGAUAUCCACUCUCUAAAAAUUGUUACCUUCUCUAUAAAAGAAUUAAACCAAAAAAAAAAAAAAGAAAAACAAUCAAAAUCCUUUAGGGAGGAAAAAUUUCUAACACACUUACGCAAGGGAUUUCCCCUUGAAAAUAAUUGGGGGAGCAACUGAAGCAAAGAUGCAAAAGCCAAUAUGCAAC
Gossypium raimondii (Peruvian cotton) is the source of this 1660-nucleotide messenger RNA. RefSeq lists its product as uncharacterized. The record is from RefSeq and is a predicted model, not a curated record. NCBI's taxonomy places the organism in Eukaryota, Viridiplantae, Streptophyta, Magnoliopsida, Malvales, Malvaceae. The transcript is spliced from 5 exons. The coding region runs from base 110 to 529 and encodes 139 amino acids.